GAGUUUGGGGUAAAAGUCGCGAAAAACAUUGCGGGCAGUUUCUGGAGAACUUUUGAAGCAUUUAACAACGAAGUUAAUUUAGUAUUCGUAGCGAUUGUGUCUGUGAACAUUAUAUAUAUUGAAUGUUUGAAACUUCUAAAACAUUACAUUGAAAGUUUUAGGAGCGCAUUUGUUUAAUGAAGUGUUGUUUGCUUCAAUUAUAAGUGUUGUGAUUUUUGUUCUUCAUAGAGUGGAGUUUUACAAAGUUCAUUCACCUUUAGUAAGCCAAAUUUGUUUCUCGGAACUUUUUUUUUCACUGAAAAAGUUCUUGAAGAAUGUAAGGAUUGAAACUAUAUCGAUUUAUUUCAAAAUUAAAUACGUUUGUAUCACGAUUUUGGAUUUGUACAAAAUUAUCUACCCCAAUAUUUACAGUUUCACACAAACACAUAACCUCAAACUCGAAACAAGAAAUGAAUUGAUCGUCCUACAGCGGAACAAAUCCAAAGCUUAUUUAACUCGGAAAAAUGAUGGAAGUGGACCAACCGAUUACGGAGAACGGAUUGUCAAAGAUGAGUCCAACUAAUGUAGUAGAAACGGCGGAUGAUUCGGAAAUCGGAAGUACCGAAUCCGUCCAGCAGAAUGGAAAAUCUCACAAAAAUGGUUUGGAUGUGGCCACCAGUGCUGCCUCGGCGGGGUUAGCAGAUGAUGAUAGUAAUGAAGCCAAAGGUUUAGAGGAUGAAGACACAAUGGAACGACUGAUGUAUACCGAGCUUGAUGAUUGCGAAGAGGAAGUGCAACUUGAUAAGCCCGCCGAUGAGCUGGUGCAGAAUCUUUCCGACACCUUGAUCGAGGACAUCAUCCAGCUGAAUAAAGACUCGAAACGUGCCGAAUCGGACACAGAAGCAGAUCCAGAUCGGUUAGAACAGAAUGAAGAAAGCUCCGACAUUCCUCCGUCCUCCUCGGGUCAAUCCUCGAACCAAACCGCGGCUCAAGAAGCUGAUGGAGAGGACACUAAUGGCCCGGUGAGCGCAAUGGAAGACGAGUCGUCGAUUGGAGUGGAGGAAGAUUUCACCUGCGAAAUCAAAGGCGUCGCCGAUAUAGACGAGGAAAGCGAAAGUAUUCUUCUGCAGGAGGAGGACAAUCACGACUUAGUGGACGAUUUGGACGUGGAUGAAAAUCUACUGCUUGAUGAGGACAUAGAGAUGGAGGAGGGUGGAUCAACGCAGGGAUCAGCUAUUCAAAUUGACGACAGUGUUGCAGUGUGCGAAAUUGCCGAAGGUUCCACGGUUGAAGUCACCGACGGAAGCGUAACGAUAGAUGAAAGCGGACUGAGCAUAUUGAACACUGCUGCCGUCGACAUUGGGGACAUGACGGUUGAUGAUUCAGUUGAGGUGAACGCUGAGCUUAAGUCAGCCAUCCUAGUCAGCUCAGAUGUGGAUUUGGCUGCUGUGGAAGAGUCUGUUGAACUAUCCACGGAAACCACUGAAGUUAAUGAUGGGGAAAUCAUGGCUCCACCUCCCCUCAAUCUUCUGGAUGACCUUGAUCCGCCUUCGCCCGAUAUCAGCGAUUUGAUAAAGUUCCCUGACGUUUCGGAGAAAGCAGCAACUAGCGAGAAAACGGAAGAGAAGGAGGUGAUUCCGGAAGUAUCCGAUUUAAUCAAAUUCCCGGAUGAUAGCUGCGCCGACAGUCAGCAGCCAGCGAGGUCUCCAACGCCUGAAUUGUCCGACUUGAUCAAGUUCGACAGUGUCACUUCUACUGCCGAGGAGAAACCGAAGGAAGCGGACGAAACGAUUCAAUCUACUUCCGAGGAAACAUUGGUUGAAGAAGCAACGAUGGAGACUUCCGAACGAGUGGAGGUAAAAAUUCCUGAAAUCUCUGAAGUUGCAAAAAAUGAAAGCAAAAUUCACGCACAGAAGGAGGAAGGAAGCAGCGAGGAGAAGGAACAGCAAUCAGUUACCUUAGAAAAAGAGGUCGAGGAAGGUUCGGAUAAGUCCAGUAAACAAUCGCCAGAAGAUAUGCCAGCCCCUCCGCAAAUUGAGGAAACAGAAGAAAAACCAACAGAUGAAGAGAAGAGCGAAUGUAAAGAAGUAGAAAAAACGGUUGCUUCGGAGAAAGCGGAAGAUGGUGAUAAGAAAGAAGAAAAUGAGGAUAACGCGGACUCAGACGACGACGAAGCCCAAGAAAAGAAAGAUGUUUGUCCUCAAGCUUUGCAGGCUGCCGAUGAAGAGGACCUGUUGGAAAUGAUGGAAGAACCGGAGCGGAUGGAUGCAGACGAUGAGCAACCGGAGGAUGAUCUGGAUGAUAACAGCAGUGAAUCGGGUAGUACUAAGCAAAACGAGGAAGGCGAGGAAGAUGAUGAUUUCGAGGGAUCGGACUACAUGGGAGCGGAUGAGGAUGAAAGCAGCCGAAAUGUGGAUGAUCAGGAAGAGGCGACCGGUGAGGACAUUCAGGUUGAAGAGCAGGAAUGUGACGAAGGGGAACCACCGAAGAAGCGUAAAUGCUCGGUUGAUGUGCGGGAUGUCCAAGAAGAACCGGAUGUGGAUGCUGAGAAGAAGAAAGAUGAAGAUAUAGCAGAGAAAAAGGAUGAAAAGUCAGUCGAGGAAACCGCCGAAAAGACAGCUGAGGAAAAAGUAGAAAAAGCAGACGAGGGUGAGUCACCCAAACUGGCAGAAAUUGAAGCGAAAAAAUCGGAAGGUGAAGACAAAGUUGAAAACGAGGCAGAAGUAUCAACUGAACCGGCGGAAAAGAAAUCCGUAGAUGAAGUCUCAUCGCAGCUCGAAACAACUGAAAAGGAAGAUAGCAAAGCAAAAAGUGAGGAUUCAAAGCUGGAAGAUGUGGUUCAAUCGGAAAAGGAGGAUGAGAAAAUGGAUAUUUCUAAAGAAGACUCGCUUGUGGUGGAAAAAAGUACAGAUGAUGUGAUUGCAAAGGUUGAUGAAUCUAGUGAAACCGAAAAGAAGCUGGACACUGAAAACAAGGAAGAGAAACAAGAAGAAGUGAAGAUUGACGAAAAGUCUGAGGCGGUUCCAGAAGAAAAAGGUGCCAAAAAAGAUGAAGAAGUGUCGAAGAAAGAAGAGCUGAAAGAAGUAGCUGCAUCAGAGUCAAAGGAGGUUGUUAAAGAAGUGGAAAAGCUGGAGGAUAAGGAUCAAAAGCCGGCAGAAAAAACGAAUGACGAAGUGCUGGUAAUUGAUGACGAUGACGAUGAGGUGGCCGUACCCAAAAAGGAGGACAAUGCGGAGAAGAAAGCGGAAAAAAGACCAUGCCCGGAAGAUGAUACCGAGGAGAAGAACAACUCGGAAACUGUCAAGAAAAUAAGAUUGUCAGUCGAUGAGAAGGAAAAGAAAGAAGAUGAUAAGCCUGAGGAACAAAAAGAGGAGCCGAAAGCCGAAGUGGUGGAAAUUGCCAAGAAGGAAGAGAAGAAAUCUGCUUUAGAUUUAAUUGAACCUAUUAAGGUUACUUUGGAACCUGAGCCAGUGGCACCAAAAGAGAAAAAGACCAUUCGGUUGGAGUUCCUGGAAAAGUUUAAGAAACCUUUGGAAAAAAUGAAUCGCUCUAAUUUGGAAGAUUUCGUGCUGCAGAAAAUUGUCGAAGGAAUUGCGUUCAAAUCAGCAAUAGCUGAGAUGAGGACUCAGUUGGACGCUCAGGACACGCUUCUCCAAGGCUAUCGCCAGAAGGUGCACGAUUUAAACAAACAGUUCCGAGAUCUGGAAAUGGUUCACGAACGUGUGGUUAAAGAUUUGGAGAAGAAGAAUCAGCAUUUCAUAACUCCGGUGAAAAUUACUCGCGCUGUGGGGCUUCAGGUUUCGCAACCACGAUUUGUGGCGGGAAGUCGUCCUUCAGUCGGUAGUGCACCCUCUGUCGCGAAUAGUCCAAAGAACACAGUGAAUCGAUCUCCGGUUGCAACCCCACCUGGAGGUUCCCCCAACAAGAAUGCUCCCCAGAAUAAUGUGCAAAUCAGGCGACCGCGUAUAAACUCAGUUCCCUCAACAGCUGCAACUCAGAAAUCACCAGCUCAACAAUCAGUCGUCGCCCGGCCAGGUGCUCCGACCAUCCUCAACAAAUCACUUUCAUCACCGCAAAACUCUCUGCUCAACAAACCAGCUACUCUGCAAAGUCAAGUGACCCCAAUUACCAACACACAGCAAUCACAAAUGCAGGCAACAUUAACUACCGCUCAAACUCCUGCAAAUCCUGGAGUCACUACGCCUAUGUCGAGGAAAAAGCCACUACAGAAAUUCACACCCAUGCGACCACCGCUGUCCAUCACUCAACAGGUACAGCAACAGCAGCAAACCCGACAAAUGCAGGAACAAUUGAUGCGCCAGCAGAUUCAGGAAGUUCAAACCAGCAACACCGGGGGACAGAGUCCUUUGGCGCAGUCACCGCAAGGAUCGCCAUUAACUCGAACUCCCGAACCCGCAUCGUCGCCUUCCGGAACACCUGUCAGUCGUCCACAGAUGGUGAUGAAAAAAGUUAUCACUCCUCAAGCGAAACCUACCCCUACUGGCAUGCAGGCUAUAAAUCGGCCAACCCCUUCGAUGGUACAAUCCAAUCCCACUAGCAAUGUAAGGACCGCCCCGGCGCCAUCACCCGCUACCGUAGACAAUUCUCUGAUAGAUCUCACCGACGAAGACGAUGUGCCAAAGCCGGCAGCUGCCGUGGCCCCUGCGCCCGCAGUGGUUCCCAAACCGCCCAUCACGAUCCUGAAUGGUCAGCAACAGCAACAACACCAUCAGUAUGGCCAACGGCAACCGGGUAUGCCACCCCUGGUUGUCAUCAACCAGCAACGAAUGAUGACGAGGCCAACGUUGCAGCAGCGUCCCGCUGGCAUGGUUAAUGGAGCCCCGCCACGACCAGUACUGAUGCAGCGACCGGCCACCAAUGGAUACCCGCGGCAGACGACCUACCGGGCGCGAAUGAUAAACGGGCAAAUCGGAGCCCCUCGAGGCAUGAUUGUCCGCGCGCCUAUCCGGCAGCCAGCUGCCGUUACCUACACUCAUCCUGCCCCACUGCCGCAACCAGGCACGCAACUGUUGAACCCCUCCUGGAAGCAAACCCCACCACGACCUUCCAUCCGAAUAAACAACAUCGAAACAGGUAUCGUGAUUUCCUGGACCAUGGACGACCUGUCGGACGCCCAUGCGACUAUUGUAAGCUACCAGAUCUACGCAUACCAGGAGACAAACGCUCCACCUUCGAUGGACAUGUGGAGGCACGUGGGCGAUGUCAAGGCCAUGCUCCUGCCAAUGGCGGUAACGUUAACCCAGUUCCAGGAAGGUCAGCGGUAUCACUUUGCUGUGAGGGCCGUUGACGAGCACCAGCGGGUUGGACAAUUCAGUCCACCACGAACCUGGAACGAGUCCACGCCGGCUAAAGCUUAAGCUACUUACUGUCUCUACAAAGCACAAGUUUCCCUUUUAGUUAAAACAUAGUGAUAGUUUUAAAAUAUUUAAACAAAAUUUUAGAGAGAUAAGAAACAAAAACAAAUUCGUUUAGUUGUAAUAGAAACAUAAACUAGGCAACUGUUUUUCAAUCUCGAUGUAGAUUUUAUUCCCACGAAACACGAGAAUCGGAAAUAAUGAAACAAAUUAAAACAAUUUAAUACUAAUCAAUAA
Messenger RNA from Aedes aegypti (yellow fever mosquito), 5591 nucleotides. RefSeq names its product activating transcription factor 7-interacting protein 1 (gene wde). Gene Ontology annotation, cellular component: transcription regulator complex; nucleus. NCBI's taxonomy places the organism in Eukaryota, Metazoa, Arthropoda, Insecta, Diptera, Culicidae. Bases 504 to 5357 code for a protein of 1617 amino acids. The transcript has 5 exons. Gene Ontology annotation, molecular function: protein binding; transcription coregulator activity. Gene Ontology annotation, biological process: regulation of DNA-templated transcription. The record is from RefSeq and is a predicted model, not a curated record.